Molecule: messenger RNA, 2975 nt
Organism: Drosophila pseudoobscura
Lineage: Eukaryota; Metazoa; Arthropoda; Insecta; Diptera; Drosophilidae
Gene: Hex-A
Product: Hexokinase A
Exons: 1
Coding region: 344-1993 (549 amino acids)
Biological process (GO): carbohydrate phosphorylation; glycolytic process; intracellular glucose homeostasis
Cellular component (GO): mitochondrion; cytosol
Molecular function (GO): fructokinase activity; D-glucose binding; ATP binding
Source: RefSeq, a predicted model, not a curated record
GAGCAUAGUGACUAGCGAACGCAAGUGAUUCAACUGUGAACAAACUCUCGCAGCAACCGGACGCGUGCAGCGGACAAAAAUAAAACGGCAGAAGCGACGGAGAGAUCGAGAAUCGGCAAGCGGAACCACAAGCAACAUAGAAAAAAAAAGUAAAGGAAAACAAAACUGAAGCAAACCAAAAAGUAACAGAAAAUACAAAAUAAUUGCGUUGCAGUCGCGAGUCGAAAAUCGCAUCGAAUCGGUUUUUGAGUGGAUUUUUGUGUGUCUCUUUCGCUGUUAUUUUUUUUGCUGGUGUGGGUGUAGUGAGACGUCUGCCAGAACUGUCCGUUAGAGUGCCGAAAAGAUGGACCAGGAGUUGAACGGGGCCAUGCGGAGCGUGUCUAUAAAUAGCAACGGACUGGCGGCCACACCACAUCUGAACGGCCACAGCAAAGACGAGCCGGACAAUGUGCGGCGGGUGGCGGCGGAGGGCGCCUUGAGUGCAUCUGCAUCGGACGCCGCCAGCGCCGUAAGCAAAGCGACAAAUGCAUCGACAGCCGCUGCAGCGGCCAGAGCAAUCCCAGCGGCGGCAUCGUUCGCAUCCACAGCCACAGAAGCAGCGUCGUUGUCGGGUCUAGCCGGGGCCAGUGACGCGGAGAAAAAGAAAAUGGUGCACGAGUUAUGUCAGCAGCUUCUGCUCACAGACGAGCAGGUGCAGGAGCUGUGCUACCGCAUCCUGCACGAGAUUCGCCGCGGCCUGGCCAAGGACACGCACCCAAAGGCGAAUGUCAAGUGCUUCGUGACCUACGUGCAGGACCUGCCCAAUGGGGACGAGCGCGGCAAGUUCCUAGCCCUUGACCUCGGCGGCACCAACUUCCGGGUGCUGCUGAUCCACCUGCAGGAGAACAACGACUUCCAGAUGGAGUCACGCAUCUACGCGAUACCCCAGCACAUCAUGAUCGGCUCGGGCACCCAACUAUUCGAUCACAUCGCCGAGUGCCUCUCCAACUUCAUGGCCGAACACAAUGUGUACGCGGAGCGACUGCCUCUCGGCUUCACCUUCUCGUUCCCGCUGCGCCAGCUGGGCCUCACCUGCGGCCUGCUGGAGACAUGGACCAAGGGCUUCAACUGCGCCGGCGUUGUCAACGAGGAUGUGGUGCAGCUGCUAAAGGACGCGAUCGCACGUCGCGGCGACGUACAGAUCGACGUAUGUGCCAUCCUCAAUGACACCACUGGCACUCUGAUGAGCUGCGCCUGGAAGAAUCACCACUGCAGAAUCGGCCUUAUCGUCGGCACCGGCUCAAAUGCCUGCUACGUAGAGCGGGUUGAGGAGGCGGAACUCUUCGACGCCCAGGGCAACCGCAAGCCCCACGUGCUCAUCAACACCGAGUGGGGGGCGUUCGGCGACAAUGGCGCCCUCGACUUUGUGCGCACCGAGUUCGAUCAGGACAUCGACAGCCACAGCAUUAAUCCCGGCAAGCAGACCUUCGAGAAGAUGAUCUCCGGCAUGUACAUGGGCGAGCUGGUGCGCCUCGUACUUGUUAAAAUGACGCACGCCGGCAUUCUGUUCAAAGGCCAGGACUCCGAGGUACUCAACACGCGCGGCCUCUUCUUCACCAAGUACGUCAGCGAGAUCGAGGCGGACGAGCCGGGCACCUUCACCAACUGCCGCCUGGUGUUCGAGGAGCUGGGUCUGACCAAUGCCACCGAUGGCGACUGUGCCAACGUGCGCUACAUCUGCGAGUGCGUCUCGAAGCGAGCCGCCCAUCUCGUCUCUGCCGGCAUUGCCACGCUGAUCAACAAAAUGGACGAGCCCCAUGUGACGGUGGGCGUUGACGGCAGUGUGUACCGCUUCCAUCCCAAGUUCCAUAAUCUGAUGGUGGAGAAGAUCACGAAGCUGAUCAAACCCGGCAUCACGUUCGACCUCAUGCUCUCCGAGGAUGGUUCCGGCCGUGGGGCAGCGCUCGUCGCGGCCGUCGCCUGUCGCGAGGACAUCGUCAACAGCAAAAAGUAGGCGAGAUAUCGGAGAGAGAUAGAGAGAGAGAGAGAGGGAGAGUGCUCCGAAACUGCUGCAUCCCAGACAUGUCCGGGUCCCCCACAUACAUAACAACUACAACAACAGCAAGAGCCAUGAGCCAAGAGCCAAGAGCAAUUUCCGAUUUGCAAAUGAGAAAAUAGUUUCCUUCGUUGCCCGACACAGGGCGCCCUGGGGUUGGGCCCUGGCCCGUCACUGCCGCCACGUGUCGGCCCUGACGGCCCUGCACCCCUGACCCAAGGGCUGCGGUGCGCGCUUCUUUAGUAUUUUUAAUUAGGCAAAAAGAUGAAAAAGUACGUUUUUAAACAGAAACACACAGAAACAAAAAAAAAACAUAAACCAAAACAUACUUGAGAAUAUCUUAUAAUGAUAAUGAAUGCUUACGAUUAUGUUCGUUCUAGCUCCUUCGCUCCAAUUGGAUCGAUUUCCGAUUUUUUUUUUGUUGAUAAUUUGUUAUAUCUAUUUUACAAAAGAGAAUAUACACACACUCACAUAUAUAUAUUUACAUAUAUGUGAUUAGUACAAUUUGUUAAGAGAAAUUCUUUUCGGUUUCGAGGAAAAAAAAAAAACAUUUGGUAACCCCCCACCCACAAAUAGAGGGAAAGAGAGAGAUAGAGAGCGACACGUGUAAGAUGCUGAGAAGAGAACGAACCGUUAUACCACUGUGCUACAAGCAUAUCCUACGAAGCUAGCGGAAUGGGACGAGAGGAUGGCAGGAUAACAGAAUGAGAAACAAAACUGUAAAAUCGCACAUUGUUAAAGCAAAGAGAAAAACAAACAAGCAGAGUACGAACGAGAAGGAGAAAUCAGAGGGAAUUAAGGAAGCAGCAAAAACAAAUGCAAAUUCUGCGACAAAAACACAAAAAAAAAGAAAUAAAUAAAAAAAAAUACUAAAAAAGAGGAAAUCACCCCCGCCGGUGGUGUCCAUCCUCUAUAAUUGUAAAUGUUUAUAUAGAACCUA